AUGGGGACGGCGUUGGGGGACUUGAAUGCCCCACCGCCGUUGAACGCACGGCGGCCGGCGGCGCCCACGCUUCCCAGCUUUGAGCUGCCCCCGCCGAACUUUCAGAUCAACGUCGGGACCCCCAAGUAUCCGCUGCAGUCGAAUACGCACCCUCCAGCUCAUCCCAGUGUGAGCAGUCUGUUGACACCGCCGGCCUCGACGCAGGCCGGCGAGGUGACCGCUCCCAGCACGGCCGCGCCGGCGACCACCGUGUCUGCAACCUCGGACGUGACGCCCUCGUAUGGGACGGCGUAUUGGCAGGGACACAGCGGCUACGGAAGUACGCCCGGGCCGCGGCAACCGUGGACUGCGGGCAGCAACCAGUCAUAUCCCACGCGGGACUCGUUCUCGCCAUCGACAUUAAACCCAUUGAGCCGAAAUCAACCGACAUCGCCCCCCGUGACCGAAGGCAUGGCGCAACCCUACGACAUGCACCACCUCCCUCCGUUCCAGCAAUCGCUUUCCGUCCCCCCGUCAGGUCUCCCGACCGGAACCGCACCGCAUCCCGCCAUGACGCACGCCAUGUUGGCCAGUCCCACGGGACUACCGAACCCCGGGCCCUCUCCGCACCUCCUCCCAUCGAAUGACCCCUACGGACCCAAAUCGCAGCCGGCACCCGUCUACGGGGGAGCACAGCAGAUCCCCAGCCCGCACCAGACCAGUUUCCCACCGUACGGACAGCCGGGGCUCGGCAUCCAUCCGCCGGGCCGCGUUUCGUCCACUCCGACCCUCUCGGCCACAGGGCCACCACCUCACCUGAACUAUUCACGCCAGCCGUGGCCGUCGUACUCGCUGCCGGCGAUGAACGGGCCGGUGAUGACGAACAUACACAGUCCAAACAGCCAAAUGUCGUUGCUCGGUAGCAUGCAACCAGGCAUCCUCCCCGGUUUCAACAGUGGCCACGUGGCCAGCAUGCAGCAAAUGUACGGCGGGCACCCGCCGCACCCUAUCCACCAGCCGGGGCCGACCAACGACCGGCCGUUCAAGUGUGAUCAGUGCCCGCAAAGCUUCAACCGGAAUCACGACCUGAAACGACAUAAGCGCAUACAUUUGUCGGUGAAGCCGUUUCCAUGUACGCAUUGCGAUAAAAGUUUUUCCCGCAAGGAUGCAUUGAAGCGACAUAUUCUGGUCAAAGGAUGCGGCAAGGACGGGCCGAAGACGAGCACCGCCAGUGUCAAGGAGGAGGACAAGGAGGGCGUUGAUACCAAUGGGCACAGCUGA
Aspergillus fumigatus Af293 is the source of this 1260-nucleotide messenger RNA. RefSeq names its product putative C2H2 finger domain protein. Gene Ontology annotation, cellular component: nucleus. The transcript is spliced from 2 exons. Lineage: Eukaryota; Fungi; Ascomycota; Eurotiomycetes; Eurotiales; Aspergillaceae. Bases 1 to 1260 code for a protein of 419 amino acids. Gene Ontology annotation, biological process: regulation of transcription by RNA polymerase II. Gene Ontology annotation, molecular function: DNA-binding transcription activator activity, RNA polymerase II-specific; RNA polymerase II cis-regulatory region sequence-specific DNA binding. The record is from RefSeq and is a predicted model, not a curated record.